GAACCAUGGAGAUGAUGGAGAAUGACGCCGAUUCUGAGAACAUCUACUUGAACGAGGACGAUGCUGAGAAGACUUCUAACCAGAGCGGAAUCUAUGACAGCAUCUACCUGAACACAACAACCGAGACUCUAGGUUCUGCAGGUGCUUGUGGAAGAAGAAAGGUGAAGUGGAUUGACGUGGCUGCAGUGAGUCUGGGGAUCCUGUGCCUUCUCCUGCUGGCUGCGAUCAUUGUACUGUGUGUAAAAUACAACACAGAGCUUCAUCAGGUACAGAGCCAUGAUGAGAACAUGACUGCAGAGAGAGACGGGUUACAGAGCACAUAUAACCUCUUAUACAUGGAGAAAGAGCUGUUAAUGAACCUGAACAACAAUCUGACCACAGAGAGAGACCGGUUACAGAGCAGCUACGAUAAACUGCGGUCUGAGAGUCAAGCGAUGCAGAAGUGUCUUACAAGAACAGAAGAGUGUUGCCCAAAUGGAUGGUUGAGCUUCUUGUCCAGCUGUUACCUCAUCUCCACUGUUAAAGGAACCUGGGAGGAGAGCAGGCAGGCCUGCAGAAACACAGGAGCAGAUCUGGUGAUCAUCAACAGCAGAGAAGAACAGCAGUUUGUUUCUGGACAUGGCAUGAAUUUAUGGAUUGGACUGACUGACCGUGACUGGGAGGGACAGUGGAAAUGGGUGGAUAACACAGCUCUGGAGAUUGGGUACUGGGGGAGAAAUGAGCCGAAUAACGGAUGGUAUGGCUUUGUUAAAGAGGACUGUGCUGAGGUUGUCUCCAACAGUCCAGAAACAUCUAACUGGAAUGAUGUGAAGUGCAGCGACGCUCUUAAUUCCCUGUGUGAAAAGAAAAUAUUUGAUCCUUCACCCAAUAACAGGAAAACUUUGUUUAAUAAACGUGUUUAAUUUCUCUCAGAGUCCUUCAGGUUCAUAUCUGUGCAUGACUCCUUUAACCUUCAGAUCUAAAGCAGGGUACAGAAACAUGGCAUUGUUUUCAUUUCAGUUCUCAAAAGUCAAAAUAAUGUUGUAAAUGUACUGAGAACAUCUGAGAAGCUGACAACAAAAUCUAACACUGUCGCUGUUUAAGAUCAGUCUGAUGUGACAAACUAAUACUUGAUCAUGAUUUCAUUUCAUUUUAUUUUAAGAUUGUCAAAUGCAAAAGUUCUAUUUAAUAAAGUUAAAA
Molecule: messenger RNA, 1179 nt
Organism: Hemibagrus wyckioides
Lineage: Eukaryota; Metazoa; Chordata; Actinopteri; Siluriformes; Bagridae
Product: CD209 antigen-like protein C
Exons: 5
Coding region: 6-902 (298 amino acids)
Molecular function (GO): signaling receptor activity
Source: RefSeq, a predicted model, not a curated record